AUGCUUCAGCUUUGGAAACUUGUUCUUUUGUGCGGCCUGCUCACUGGGACCUCGGAGGCUCUUCUCGAGAAUCUUGGCAGUGGCCUGCAUGAUGUUGUGGACGAGCUGAAACCUGUCGUUGACAAAGGACUUGAGACAGUUGACAAUACUCUCGAAGGCAUCCUUCAGAAACUGAAAGCUGACUUGAAGGUGCUACAGGAAUCCGAGGCGUGGAAGCUGGCCAAAAAGAAGGUCCAGGAAGCUGAGACAUUGGUGGAUAAUGCCCUUUCUAAUGUCCAUCUAAGUGCAGGGAAGAUCCUGGGGUUGAAAAUCGGUGACUUCUUCGUCCUGGAUAUCGAACCCGAACUGAUUGUUGAUGUCAAAGACGUCAACCUGAAGUUGCCCAUCAUCGCCGAUGUCUCUGCAACCCUGCCUUUCAUUGGCCAGGUUGUCAACCUGACAGCCUCCUUGGACCUCCUGGCUGGAGUCAAAGUCAAAACUGAUGCACAGACCCAAUUGCCCACGGUGACCCUGGGAGAAUGCACCAGCAACCCGACCAGCAUCUCACUCUCCUUGCUGGACAGACGCAGCAAACUGAUCAACAAGGUUGUGGACGCCGUGGUCAGCAUCCUGAAAAACAGCGUGUCCUUCCUGGUGCAGAAGGAAGUGUGCCCAUUGAUCCACAUCUUGGUCCCUGGCCUGGAUGCGAAGAUUUUUCAGGACAUCAUCGGUCUCCAGAUGUGA
This is a messenger RNA of Propithecus coquereli (Coquerel's sifaka), 723 nucleotides long. It is a transcript of the gene BPIFA2, whose product is annotated as BPI fold containing family A, member 2. NCBI's taxonomy places the organism in Eukaryota, Metazoa, Chordata, Mammalia, Primates, Indriidae. The transcript has 8 exons. Gene Ontology annotation, molecular function: lipid binding. The record is from RefSeq and is a predicted model, not a curated record. The coding region runs from base 1 to 723 and encodes 240 amino acids.